Messenger RNA from Malus domestica (apple), 5019 nucleotides. RefSeq lists its product as uncharacterized. Gene Ontology annotation, cellular component: cortical microtubule. Lineage: Eukaryota; Viridiplantae; Streptophyta; Magnoliopsida; Rosales; Rosaceae. The record is from RefSeq and is a predicted model, not a curated record. Gene Ontology annotation, biological process: cortical microtubule organization.
AAAAAAAAAGCAAAGAGAAAACCGAAGAAGCAAAAAAGAGAAAACGAAAGCUUUGUUGUGGAGGAAACAAGCAAAAAUCCGGACGACAAAAAACCACAGUUUUAUUUAUUUUUUAUAUUUUCAGUUUUUCCACUUCCGUUCUCGCAGACUCGCACCGUAUAAAUUUGCUCGGAGGAGAGAGAAGAAUUCCUGAGAAUUCCACUUUCCUUUUCCUGCCGCACCGAUCCGUUACCGCUUUCGUCUUCCGAUCCGUAAGCGUGCAGGCAAAGCAGUAAAUGCUUUAGAUCCGACUGCCUGAUACAGCAUUCGUCGCGUUGCGAUUGCCAUCUUCCAGCUCUCUGCUGUCGAGCUUCGAGUUCUCGGGAUCGCAGUGAGUUGUGCGGAGGGCUUUUUUGUCUGUGAGUCGAGUUGUGGAAGCACCGGAAGUGUUUUGUCAAUGGCGGUGUGAAUUCGGGUUCAGUGGCGGCGUGAAGUGGUUGGUGGGAGGUGAAUUGGAGUUGGAAUUAGGUUUCUGGUGGCGGUUGCGGUGGUUUCUCUGUUUUGGUGUCUUCAAAUGGCAGAAUCUAGGGUUUUGAGACUUCAGUACACGAUGAAGGUCGUAAUUUAAUUGAAUUACGUACGUCGACGUUGAGCCUCUGCAUUGCGACUGGUACGGUUGUUUUAGUUGCUGCGUUAAUUUAUGCAAUUUUGUAUUGAAUUUUGGAUACUAUUUGGGCUUUGAGUUGACUUGGACCUGGCAUGUAUGAUUCCCACUGUUAUUGAGCUGUGGGAAAUGGAAUUAACUUAGUUUGGUGCAUUUCGUGUUGCCGGCGAAUCGUGAACGAGUUUGGUUGCUCAAAUUAUUGUCAUUGUGAGUACUAGCUAGGUGUAUAUGGUGGGGUACUGGUUCAAUUUGCGUUGUAUGGAGUGGUUGGGGUGUCUGUUUUGAUUGUGUAGUUUUCGGUUGUGAGAGAUGCCUCCUUCGCCGUCAUUGAGGUGCUCUCCUGGACGAGAGCCAAGAGGGAACCCUCACAGACGGGGUCGAAGUUUUGAAAGCGCAGUGUUUUUGAAAGACAAAGAUGAAGAUCUUGCCUUGUUCAACGAAAUGCAGACCCGAGAAAAAGAGGAUUUCUUGCUUCAGUCGUCGGAUGAUCUUGAGGACACAUUCUCUACAAAAUUGAGGCAAUUUUCGGGUGUGAAGCUUGGAAUCACCAUUCCGACGCGUGGAGAGAGUAGCGACCUGUUUAAUGUGGAGGGGGAGAAAAAUGACUAUGACUGGUUAGUAACGCCUCCCGACACCCCUCUUUUUCCUUCAUUGGAUGAUGAACCGCCACCAGUUAAUGCACCACAGAGGGGCAGACCUCGAAGUCAACCUAUUUCUAUAUCAAGAUCAUCCACGAUGGAGAAGAGUUACCGAAGUAGCAGGGGUAGUGCUAGUCCUAAUCGCUUAAGCCCAUCUCCUCGUUCGGGGAAUAGUACAAUCCAAUCAAGGGGACGGCCAUCACCAGUACGCCAUUCCAGUCCAACCCCAAGUCUACGUCAUGCUACCCCAUCAUGGAGACCAUCUUCUCCAUCACAGAAACCAUCUACUCCUUCACAGAGACCAUCUACUCCCCCAAGUAAAUCCCCAACACCUCCUCCAAGGUCGUCUACCCCCACACCACGGAGGACGAGCACUGGGUCCGGCAGUAGUGGGGCUUCACCUGGGAUGAGAGGAACUUCCCCAGUAAAGUCAAGUCGAGGGAACUCUGCUUCACCUAAAAUAAGAGCAUGGCAAACCAAUAUUCCAGGCUUCUCCUGUGAUGCACCUCCCAACCUUCGUACUUCUCUUGCUGAUCGUCCGGCAACAUAUGUGAGGGGUUCCUCACCAGCAUCUAGAAAUGGUAGGGACAAUUCCUCCAACUACAGAAGGCAAUCAAUGUCUCCAACUGCUUCUAGAAGUGUCAGUUCAUCUCAUAGUCAUGAUCGAGACCCAUUUAGUUCUCACAGCAAAGGUUCUUUAGCAUCUUCCAUUGAUGAUGAUCUAGACUCUCUACAAUCUCUUCCUGUGGGUAGUUUGGACCGAUUGACUUCAAGAAGAGUUGGUACUUUCUCAAACAACAGAGCUGUGGCCUUCUCAAAGAGGCCAGCCAAAGUGGUGUCCUCAUCUUCUGCUCCAAAAAGAUCCUUUGAUUCUGCCCUUCGGCAAAUGGAUCAACGGAAAGGCUCCCAGAAUAUGUUUCGGCCGCUCUUAUCUAGUGUUCCCAGUAGCACCUUCUAUGUUGGAAAAGCAAGCUCUGCGCAUCGUCCUCUGAUUUCCAGGAACUCCUCAGUCACAACUAGCAGCAAUGCAAGUUCUGAUCUGGGUACUAGUGUUGCACAUGAUAUGGAAGGGAGUGAUCACAACCAGGAUGAUAUGGCCAGUGAAUCUGAGAAAGUGCAAUACUCUGAUGGUCAUGAAGAAGUAUUUGGCUUUGAUAAGAUGGAUGUAGUAGAUGAAGACACCAGGCAUGAUGUCCAUGAUGGCUCACGUGACAUUCAUCACGGCGACUUCAAUAGAGUCACCAGUACAGUGGAGUGUGGAGCAAGUCGCUCGGAAGAUUAUGUUCACCCCAAUAACAUCAUGGAAGUCAGUCCAACCUCUGAAGAUUCUCAUGUUAAGGGUGAUUUUUCAGGAAUCAAUAAUCUCGAAGACAUGGAAACUUGUCCUAAAUGUGGUUGCAGGUAUUAUGUUUCUGAUGGGGUGGAAAGUAACAUUAGAUUUUGUCCAGAGUGCAGUAGGAAAGAUAAACUUCUGACUGUCAUGAUGCCGGAGAUACCUGAAGUUCGUGAAAACUCUCCAGCUUUGUCUGUCGGAAUUGUGGAAGAAGAAAAACCUUUGGAUGUAUUGGAAACCAUGGUGGUUGUGCCUGGAUCUUUACAAGUUUCUGAUUUGGGAAAACCAAACAAUUCCCAGGGUGAAGAGAAUGUCGAUCCAGGCCAAAAUAUUGAUCGUGAGCAAAUCCCUAAUUGUUUACAAGAACAAUCUCUUGUUAGACCAGUGGAGGGAGUUGAGGAUGGACUAGCCAACAAGCAAGGGGUGGUUUCACUAACGGUUGGUUGUAGCCAACCUAAUAGUGACACCGGGGGUCAGAAUUUGCAUCAUUCUAACUAUCCAAAUAUGAGGGCAGACAUUUCAGAAGGUGCAGGCAUUUCCAUACUGCUUAAGAGAACAAGCAGUAGCAAGGGGUCUGUUGUUCAGGGCAGGACUUUCACAGCCACAACCAUACCUUAUGAGAAUCUGUCAUAUGCUAGAGAAAGUUCAAACAGUAUGAGAAGCUCCAUUGGCCAUGGUAGUUUCUCUGCAUCAUCUUCGGUUGAUUUUGGCUCAACUAGACAAACGGAGACUCGUGUGCAGCGACAGUUGAGCAGCAAGAAAUCAGACUUGGAUAGUUUCUCUGCAUCAUCGUCAGUUGAUUAUGGCUCAGCUAGACAAACAGAGACUCAUGUGCAGCGACAGCUGAGUGGCAAGAAAUCAGACAUGGAGAAUCACACAAAUGACACAAAUAUGAAACCCCAAAGCAUUGGAUCAUCCCAUGGAGAUCCAAACCAUGCUCGCCAAACAUUAGGUCUUUCGUCAAACAAACAUGAUAAUGGUUUUGAGGUUACUGUGGGAAAUGUUGAAUAUGAUGUCGCAGAGGUGGCGCCCACAACAUCUCAGGAACGCUCCCUAGCUUCAGAAUGUACAGAACCAGAUGUUACUAUUACAGCUUCUUCCAGGACAACUGUUGCUGAGGAAGAUGAUACUAAGUUCAGUUCUAGCAGUGGAAGAUUUGAUGCUUCUACCACAGAAUUGUCGAGUCAGGCAGUUAGCACUCUGUUAGAGGACAAUUCUGUAGCUCCAUCUCCAAAUUGUGAAAAUUGUGCUUCAGAUGAGUAUGGUGAAGAAUUGAAAAACAAUGCAAGGAGUUCCAUAGAUAUUGAAUGUUCAGUUGUAACUCCAGAUUCAUUCAACAACGAAAACACCAUAAGUGUUGUCCGAGUGGAUGCUGAAGAGACUGCUACUCACAGCUCUUUGAUCACAGUAUCAGAAAUAGAAACUGAAAAAUGUGAUCAGAGUGCCUCUUGUUCAAUGUACGGUGAUGCUUCCCUUGAAUCAAAAAGCGCAAUUGGGGAAGGUCAGGAGCCUUCAGUUCCAAUUCCUUCUGACAGUGAUAUGACACCUUCAGUUCCAGAAACCAACACCACUAGUAAUGCAUAUGGCAUCCUAGAAGAGGAAUCAACCGUAAUGGUUGAGUCACAAGGUCGAAGAAAGGCACGAAGCCUGACACUAGAAGAGGCAACAGAUACAAUACUCUUCUGCAGCUCCAUUGUCCACAAUCUGGCCUAUGAGGCUGCAGUGACAGCGAUGGAAAAGGAAAGUUCAGUCCCUUUAGAAGGUUUUCACCCAACGGUUACAAUAUUGGGGAAAUCCAAUCCUGAGAGAAAGGAACCACGCAGCAGAACUGUUAGUCGACCUUCUUUAAAACCUCAGAAGGGCAAGCCAAAGCGGGUGGAAACAGAUGCUGAGCUUCCUGCUAGUAAGACUGAGAACGAUGAGAAUGUUGACGAGUCUUUGCAACGGAAUGUAGGGCUUCCCAAGGUAGACGGCAUGAAGCCUCCAAAGCUGGAAUCCAAGUGCAACUGCACUAUAAUGUGAUAGUCUCCAUUCUAAUCCCACUCAAAGCGCCCGCCGUGCUUUAUGGAGGAGAUGGUGCUGAGUACUUGUAUUUUAAUGUUUUUUAUUUUUAUUUUUUUUAUUGUUUGAAGGGGCUGUUUGGGGGUACUUGCUAAGUGUUUGUAUCGGUUCCGAUAUGUUUGUAAGAAUCCACGAUGUUUUGGCGAUGUAAUUGUAAAGUUUUCCUCUGUCAUUAGGUGCUGAUAAUUGGUGAGAGGCAUCGGAGGUUUGUGGUUGCUCCGGCCUUGUUAGUGAAUCAGCAAGUUCGAUGUGGUUCAAUUCCUCCACUAGAGUGUACGAGAACCCAAUUCAUUCAUAUUCAUUAUGAUUGUUUUAGAAUAUACCUUGAUUAUUAUUACUAGAUA